AUGCCCGUCUCCAAACACGCCAGCGCCACCACGAGGCGCCACAAGAACGCCUCAAAGAUCUACCAGAAGCAGCAUGAUUACGGACAGAGCGCCCGCCACAGAGCGGCAGCGGACGUCGGCGCGGCCGCGACCGCGGACAGGCGCCGCGCAGACGCCGUUGCGCGCGCUGCCGCGCCGGCGUCUGCAGAGGAGGCGGAGGUGCUGGUGGUCGCCGGCGGCGUGCUGGCCGCACUGUUCGCGCCCUCCACUCGAGGCCCCGACAGCGGCGGCGGCGCCCACAGGCCCCCGACGGGCGCUCAGCGGCGCGCUCUCAGGCGCCGCGCGCAGGCCGGCGCGUGCGGCCCCGCCCCGGCUGCCGUGUCCGCUCGCGCCACCCCCGCCCCAGCUCCCACCAAAGGCCUCAUCGGCAGCCCGUCGGUCGCCACCAAGGCCAGGGCCCUGUCGCGCUCCUCCUCUGGCCACGACGUCAGCGCGCACCGCGGCGCAGAGCAGGGGCUGCAGGGCAGCGCCACAGCCGCGCUGCCACCCACUGCCCUGACCCUGCGCGCGUUCCGCCGCCGCAGCAGCGGCGGCAGCCGCCGCUCAGGCGGCCUGUCCCUUCCUUCCUCCGCCGGCUCCAGCUUUGCCCUGGGCCGCAGCUCCUCCUUCGACUGCGCCCUGCUGUGGCCCAUCAAAGGAAGCGGCGGCGGCAACGCCGCCGCCGACAGCAGCGACGGCAGCACGGGCGGCAGCGGCUCCUUCACCGCCGCGAGCGCCGGCAGUGCCGCCGCCAGGACUCCCUCUUUCAGCCGCACCCUCAGCGGCAGCAGCACCACCACCACCAGCGCCACCACCACCACUGACCGCUGUGCGCGCCUUGGCGGCUCCUUCACCCUCGUCGGCGGGGGCAGCCUGGGCCGCAGCCUCAGCGGCCUGCGGCGCCCCAGCACGGCGUCGCUGUACCGCAGCGGCUCGAUGGCGCUGGGCAGCGGCGAGCAGCAGGCGCCAGCUGUGCCGGCCCCCAGCCCUCCUGCCGCGUGCGUGGUUGAGCCCGCGGCUGCCACGAUUGCUGACAGCGCGGCCGCCGCCCCGGGCCGCGGGCGUACCGACGGCGCCCUGCUCUCGCCGGAGGCCCCACAACCCGCCAGCGACGGCGGCGACGACUGCCCGGCGGCGUCCCGCAGCGAUGGCGCCGACGUGACAGAUGCCAGCAGCGGCCCCUGCGGCGCCGAGGGCCGCGCCGCCUGGCCGCCGACCGGCUUCCUGGGAAAGGCCGCGUACUCGGGCGGCAUCGUGCUGAGCACCGGCGUGGUGAUCAGCACCCUUGCGGGGGUCAUCCUGGGCGGCGCUGCAGGGGUCAUCGCCGUGGGCGGCUGCCGCGCCACCGCCGGCUGGGUGCGUGCGGCAUGGCUGCGCGCAGAGUCGGGGUUUUACGGCCCCAAGUACAGGGAGAUGCAGGCCGUCCUGCGGGAGGCAGAGGCGAUGGACAGGCAGGAGCGCCAGCUGCUGCACGGCUGCAUGUAA
Molecule: messenger RNA, 1503 nt
Organism: Monoraphidium neglectum
Lineage: Eukaryota; Viridiplantae; Chlorophyta; Chlorophyceae; Sphaeropleales; Selenastraceae
Exons: 2
Coding region: 1-1503 (500 amino acids)
Source: RefSeq, a predicted model, not a curated record